Prorocentrum cordatum is the source of this 1863-nucleotide messenger RNA. The record is from the annotation of a GenBank genome assembly. Lineage: Eukaryota; Dinophyceae; Prorocentrales; Prorocentraceae.
GUUAGCCAGUGGGAUCCCGCUACAGCCGUCGGCGCUAGCGUCAGCGUCGGUGCGGCUGGCGCCGCCGGUGCCAGGUGCCGCGCGCAGGCGCAGGCGCGGGCGCCGCGCUCGCCCCGCCCGGCCUGGUCGCCCGCUGGGCGCGCCGGCUCGGCGCGGUCUCCGUCCUCGCCGCGGUCCCCGUCCCCGGGGUCUCCGAGGAGACGACCGUCGAGCCCGAGCCCGACGCCGAGUCCAAGGGGCAGAGCCGCGCGCACCUCGCCGGGCGCACCUCGGUCACGGCGCCCGGCACGGGCGCCCUUGGCGGCCUCGGAGGCCGAAGACAUCUCGAAGAAGGCCGCCCAGGAGGAGAAGCGAGGGCCCUGGCUCGACGAGAAGCGCAGGUUAUCGUCCGAGGUGGCCGUGGCAGAGGCCGAGUUCGAUGGAACUUCGAGGGCCGCCGCGGUGAUCCAGGCGGUGCAGCGCGGCCGUAUGGCCCGCCGGGUCGCCGACAGCUUGAGGCAAUUCAGGCUGCAGGUGCAGACGACGCUUGCCAUGUCGAAGCCAAAGCCGAAGGUCCGGCUCCACCUGCGCGCGGGGACCAGGACUGGCGACGACUUGGGCAUGGUCGUCGAAGCUGGCAAUGAGCAGAACGAGCAGCGGAUGCACGGAGACGAGAAGGCACAUCGUCCUCUCCCCGGCGGCGGCGCGGGCGGGAACCCCAAGGCGAACGUCAAGGACGCUGCGCGGUCAAGCUGGAAAAAAGCAACAAGCCAAAUCCUCAUGAUCCAGCCUAUUGCCAAGGGCGCGACGGUGGACUUGAUGGCGGCCCGCCAGAACCACAGGCCGAAGCUCCAGGAUGCUUUGCCGAAGGGUGGACUCGGCCCAGCCGCGGAUCCGUUGCGCUGUUCGCGACUCGGCACGUCCAGACUCGGAUGGGACGGCGCGGACGGGGUUCUCAGUGUUCUGGGUGUGCAGCAGAUUCGCGCCGCCUCGAUGCGGCAGCGACGCCGGUUCGGGCACGUAAGGGUGAACACCCUCCGCGGGACCGUCUUGGGCCCUGGACAGAAAAUCGGAAUCCGUACGGGAAUGAUUUUCCUUCCGGGUGUUUUCGAGCGGAGAUCAGAUAGACAGCCUGCGCGGCGGAAACCAGGGUCGUCCACGUCGUCAGGGCUUGAAUUUGCCGCACGUCGGUUUGGGAAGGGUGGGAGCGAGGACCGUCCGUUGGCAUUGGACAUGUCGUGUUUGCGUCGGUCGUGGGUCCUCCUGGCCCGCUCGUCGAGAGGGCGGCUGCAACAUCCAGCAAGGUUUCGGCUCGUCCGUUGUCCGUUCCACAUGGUUUGCGAGAUGCCCUUGGUAGUGCGCCGGCGUGAUUUGCAUCGCGAGCUCGGCGUCGACGAAGCGAGCGGCGUCGCGCAAUCCCUUCCCCAUCGUAUCCCUCGUCCUCGUCUUGCUCCUCGUCGUUCUGCAGUGUCACAGGGGCGGUAUGCUCCCUUUGUCGCCCCCUGUGGGAGCUCGCGUGCGACGAGCACGUUGUCGUUGGUGAUGACGUGGUUCGUGGGGCACGUGUGGUGCACGAAAAGGAGCGGGAGGUGGACGAUGGCAACGAGGACGGGGAAGAGAAUGCAAAGGAGGAGGAAGAAGAAAGCAUGCGAAACGCAGUGUCGUUGGCGACACGGCUGUUCGCGUGGCAUGCAGGAGCCAAGGGCGCGCCUGCGAGAGUUGAGCCAUGAGGUCGGACCACGGAUGUCUGUUUCGCUCUCCUCUCCGGCCGGCGACACCAGCCACGUGACGUCACCAGUUGAACACACGGUCUCGCGCUGUGAGCGUGGCCUCUCGACACUUUUUGUGGACAGCUGCGACGUGAGGGUACGAAGCAUCGGAUAG